Lates calcarifer (barramundi perch) is the source of this 4978-nucleotide messenger RNA. RefSeq names its product LLGL scribble cell polarity complex component 2 (gene llgl2). Gene Ontology annotation, cellular component: plasma membrane; cortical actin cytoskeleton; cytoplasm. The record is from RefSeq and is a predicted model, not a curated record. Gene Ontology annotation, biological process: regulation of establishment or maintenance of cell polarity; regulation of Notch signaling pathway; establishment of spindle orientation. Gene Ontology annotation, molecular function: GTPase activator activity; myosin II binding. Lineage: Eukaryota; Metazoa; Chordata; Actinopteri; Centropomidae.
GCAAGGUGUGUCUCCUCAGCAGCGUGCGUCAGUGAGCCUGAAGGCUCCACACUGGUGCUGAGACAGGAUGAAGAGGUUUAGGCGACAUGGCCAGGAGUCCCAGAGAGAUCGACUCAAACAGGAACUCUUCCAGUUCAACAAGGCAAUGGAGCAUGGUUUCCCCCACCAGCCCAGUGCUUUGGGCUACAGUCCAUCCCUGCAGCUUCUGGCCAUCGGCAACCGCUCCGGGGCCAUCAAACUGUAUGGAGCCCCAGGCGUGGAGUUCAUGGGUCUACAUGAUGAGAAUGCUGCCGUCACCCAGGUGCACUUCCUCCCCCACCAGGUUGAAUUGGUGACUUUGCUGGAUGACAACAGUCUGCACAUGUGGACUUUAAGAGCCCACAAGGGACUGUCAGAGCUCCUGGAGAUAGGACGCUUCAUGCCGGGACCACCUGGUGCUCCUCCAAGUGUGACCAGAGUGACAGCAGUGCUGGCCCACUCCUCAGGGGACCUGCUGCUGUUGGGCACGGAGGGAGGACAUGUCUUUGUAGUUGAAGUCCCCGGGUUCAGAGAGCUUGAAGAGAGGAACAUCAGUCUCGACCAAGUCGCCAGCAGUGUACCAGAUGACUACAUCGGCCGGAGGAAUCUGGAACAUGUAGAGGCCUUACAGGAGAACCCAGUCAACCCAAACCAGGUUGUUAUAGGUUAUGGGCGAGGUCUUAUGGUCAUAUGGGAUCUGGAGAAACAGUGUGCCAUCCAGCACAUCCCUGCCACACAGCAACUAGAGAGUGUGUGGUGGACAGAGGAUGGGAGCUACAUUCUCAGUUCACACAGUGAUGGAAGUUACUGUCGGUGGAUGGUGGGUGGAGAGGAUGUGAAUGAGGAGGAGGAGAAAUCAGACAUUCCUUAUGGACAUUUCCCCUGCAAGGCCAUCUCUAAAAUUGUUCAGUUACCUACAGUAGAAGGACCUCCGUUCCUGCUGUUCAGUGGUGGCAUGCCAAGGGCCAGUUAUGGGGACAGACACUGUAUCACAGUGAUCCACAGUAAAACACAUGUGGCUCUGGACUUCACCUCCAGGAUCAUUGACUUCUUUGUCAUCAGAGACGGAGACACAGGAGAUCCCAGUGCACUUGUGGUCCUGGUAGAGGAGGAGCUGGUAGUGAUUGACCUGCAGACAGAAGGCUGGCCGGUCAUUCAGACACCGUACCUGGUUCCCCUCCACAGCUCAGCCAUCACCUGCUCCCACCACAUCUCUGCCAUCCCCCUCAAACUGUGGGAAAGAGUCAUCGCUGCUGGAGAGCUGCAGAACACACACUAUUCAAAAAAGCCGUGGCCGAUAACAGGAGGCCAGAACCUGGCCUCAGAUCCUCCACAGAGAGACCUGCUGCUCACAGGACAUGAGGAUGGCACAGUGUGUUUCUGGGAUGCAUCAGGAGUCUGUCUAUAUCCCAUGUACAAGUUAAGCACAGCUGGAGUGUUCCACACAGACACUGACCCCAAUGACAACAUGAACCAAGGCACAGAAGGAGAGUGGCCGCCAUUCAGAAAGGUUGGCUGUUUUGACCCGUACAGUGAUGACCCGAGGCUUGGCAUUCAGAAGAUCCAUCUUUGUAAAUACAGUGGUUAUUUGACUGUGGCUGGUACUGCUGGACAGAUCCUGGUGCUGGAACUGAACGACGAGGCAGCAGAGCAGACCGUGGAGGCUAAAGUUGUGGACUUGCUGCAGGGCCAAGAAGGAUUCCGCUGGAAGGGCCACACGCGGCUGGAUAUGCGAGAAGAGCCAGUGCUGUUUCCUCCAGGCUUCCAGCCCUUUGCGCUGGUCCAGUGCCAGCCUCCUGCUGUGGUCACCGCCCUCACACUGCACUCAGAGUGGAAGCUGGUAGCUUUUGGCACCAGCCAUGGUUUUGGCCUAUAUGAUUACCAACAGAAGAACAACGUCUUCGUCAAGUGUACCUUAAACCCCAGUGACCAGCUUGCCAUGGAGGGUCCUCUGUCCAGGGUAAAGAGCAUAAAGAAAUCUCUCCGACAGUCCUUCAGGAGAAUCAGACGCAGCAGGGUCUCACUAAGGAAACAUCAUGUCAACAAUGCUGCAAAGCUUCAGGAUGCAAAUGCUCGUCUGGAGGCUGAGCUGGCAGAAAUGGAGCUGGCUCCUGUCCAGAGGAAGAUCGAGGCUCGCUCCUCAGACGACUCCUUCACUGGUCUCGUACGGACGCUGUACUUUGCUGACACCUUCCUCUCGGACAGUUCACACAACACACCCUCCCUAUGGGCAGGGACAAAUGGCGGCUGUGUGUUUGCAUACAUGCUCCGCCUUCCCGCUGUAGAGCACAGAGCAGACGAACCUAUCACAGCACAGCCGGCUAAGGAGAUCCAACUAAUGCACCGGGCUCCUGUUGUUGGCAUAGUGGUGUUGGACGGUCACGGUGCUCCUCUCCCUGAACCCCUGGAAGUAGCACAUGACCUGGCUCGCUCACCUGACAUGCAGGGAUCACACCACCUUCUGGUCAUAUCUGAGGAACAGUUUAAGGUUUUCACCCUGCCUAAGGUGAGUGCUAAGAUGAAGCUGAAGCUGACAGCCGUGGAUGGCUCCAGAGUUCGGAGGGUAGGCGUUGCCUGGUUCGGCAGCAACCGGUCAGAGGACUAUGGUGAGAGUGGCCUUAUGGUUCUGACCAAUCAGGGCGACGUCCAUGUGGUGUCCCUGCCCACAGUGAAGAUGCAGGUUCAGUACCCAUGCAUCCGCCGUGAGGACGUCAGCGGCAUCGCUUCUUGUGUCUUCACCAAGCACGGCCAGGGCUUCUACCUGAUCUCUCCAUCUGAGUUUGAACGGUUCUCUUUGUCCACCCGCCACCUGGUGGAGCCACGCUGUCUGGUAGAGGUUCCUCCUCAUUCAGGCACCUCCACCCAAAACAGGCGACCACCUGAUGGAGCUUCAUCUGCUCAUGGGGAUCAAGGACAAGACCGUGAGGAUGCAGAAAGCGCAGCUAGACGUGUUAUGGAGCAUGCUUUGCUGAAUGACGAGAAAGUACUUCAAGAGAUCCAGAAGUCACUAGAAGGAGACCAGAUGUCGUUGCUGGAGAAUAAUGUGAAGAGUGCUGUAGCUUGAGGGACACUGGUUGACAGUGGAGGUGAGAGGUGGCACAUAUCACUAACUGCUGUGUCACUGACAGUUUUGGAAUCAACAUACAGUAAUGUCAGUCCUAGCGUCUUUCUGUUGUGUCCCCUCAGAGAGAACUGAUUUGUUGAUGUGUAUGAAGCAUACUGCAGUUCUGUAGCCACAACCACUACUAUCCCCUGACCCCUCUCCUCAAUGACUGACCUCCCCACUGACUCUUAGCUCACCUUGGCCCCUCGUAGAGAGACACCAAAGGGCUCUCAGCAUUAGUGCGCUCAGAGCACCACAAAGCUGUUUAAAGACUAACCGUGCAGACAGAGGUUGAAGGAAGAGACACCACCUGUGCCUAAAGACCACUCACUGUACACAGAUCAUCACAGCAUGGUCACAGCCAUUAAACCCAAAGCUACAUGAAGUACAUUCCUGACCUGUGACCAGUGCCAUAAAUCAUCGAUGCCAGCAUCAGCCCAGCAUCCAACAUCUGCCACUGAUGCCAUUUGUCCAGGCUGUUUGACUUGAAUGCAUCAUUCUUAAAGGCUUAAUCACCACCAGUCCUCUCAUGUGGACUCUGCCAGUGGAAACGGUUUGUCCACCCUGCUGUGUGUCUCACUGGCCUUCAUCUCCCCACACAAAUGUACAGCUGGAAGGAAUGGGGGGGUGGGGGGGAGGGGGGUGUUAUUUGAAUAAUGAAGAUGAAAAUAUUUUGUAACUGAAUUUUAUGUCAUUUGUGCCUCUUUGUUUAUUUGAGCUUCAGAUUUAUACUGUGGAGCGUAUUUCUGCCAAGAAAAGAGGAAAAAAUAAUGAAGUUUGGCAUGAUUACAUUUUUUUGUCACGGUGAGUAAGAGUAUGAGAUAUUGGAUCAAAGAACAGGAUACCCUCGUCAAACUUAUGAGAUAAUAAACAAAAUUAUGAUAUACUAAGCAACACAUUUAAAAAAAAAGAGAGAUACCAAGUUAAAAUUAACUUGGCAAUGCAUUAUUAGCAUUUCAUCACAUCAACCAUUUGUAUUCAAAUAUCAUACUCACUACUUGACUAAGUUUGACUUACAAUAUCAUUUUGACUUUGUCAUGACUUUUACAUAUUGUCUCCUAAUUGUGAGUACAAAUUUUGAGUUUAGCAAUCUUCACUCUGAUCUAAACUUUGAUGUGCUGGCUCAUAAUUUUGACAUUGGAAAGUUCUCUCAUAGCAUGUUAAUUUUUGACAUUCCUUACAUUUCAUCUUUUUUCUUCUUUUUUUUGGCAUAAAUUAGCUUCUGUACUUUUAAGAUAAACUGUCGAGGGAAAAUGUUUUUAAUGAUCCCCCAGAAGAGAAGAAAAAAAAAAACAAAUGUUUUAUGCAUGUUGAACCACACUGUUACUUUUUUAAUUUUUCUGUCAUAAUUUACUAAAUUAGUAAUAACAUUACUGUAUUGUACCACUGUAUACUGCUGACACAGGCCUUUCCCCUUCCCAUCCACUUUUAUUCCAUGAUAAUAACUGGCCAUAGGUACUUCUCCACUACUGCGGCGCUCACAAUGCUGUACUUUUUGGGGGGAUUUCUAUGGGGUUUGGUUUUCAGUUAUUUUUAUGUAAACCAUUUUUUUACACCAGCAAUGAAUAAUGUAAUUUAGGAAUGUAAUUGUAAGCUAUUGUAGUGAAAUGUUUUUAAUAUAUACAGUAUAUAUGUGCCCACUGUACCUGUGGGCCUGUUAUAACUGGGGUUGGCUGCUACUUAGAUCAUAUAAGGAAAUAUUUUGGUACUGUGUCUCAGAAUGCUGGGUAUUUUAGCAUCAACCUAGAAUAUAUUUUUGUAGUGAACUGAUUAAGAAUUCUUUUUUUUUUUUUUUUUGAUUUGUAACUACACACUACACUUUCUUGUGGAUAAUUAUUACAUGUCUUUUCCCAAGAA